AUGCAAGCAAAUGCCUACUACACAAAUUACGACGAGAGAGCUUGUCUCCCACAACAAUUGUUGAUGAAAAAACCACCUACUAAACGAGCAAAGGCUGCCAUGGUAAUUCUUGUUAGAAAUAAAGAACAAGAGGCUAUUGCAGAGACGAUUAUCAACUUUCAAGACAAAUUCAACAAGAAUUUUGACUACCCAUAUGUGUUUUUGAACGAAGAGCCUUUCACAGAAGAAUUCAAGGGAGCAAUGAAAAGAGCAGCACCCGAUGCGACAAUGAAGUUUGGUUUGGUGCCUGAGAGUCAAUGGAGUUAUCCUAGUUGGGUUGAUCAAGAAAAGGCAUCGCAAUCUAGAAAGAGUAUGGAUGAUAGUGGUGUCUUGUUUGGAGGGCUGGAAAGUUAUCAUCAUAUGUGUAGAUAUCAGUCUGGCUUCUUUUUUGAUCAUCCCUUAUUAGACGAAUACGAAUGGUACUGGCGUGUAGAGCCAGGCGUACGAUUCUUUUGCGAUAUCACUUACGAUCCUUUCCUCUACAUGGAGAAGUACAACAAGAAAUACGGAUUUGUUGUUACUUUACUCGAAUUGCGAGACACUAUCCCCACCUUGUGGAAGACGGUCGAGGCAUAUGCUAAAUCAAGACGUAUCGACAUUUCAGAAAACAGCAAGCUCUUGUUCCCUUAUUUCAGAGACAAAAACUCGGGCGACUUCAACCUGUGCCACUUUUGGUCCAAUUUCGAAAUUGCUUCAUUGAAUUUAUGGAGAACUCCACAAUAUCGCGAUUUCUUCAACUAUUUGGAUCAAACAGGCAACUUUUUUUACGAGAGAUGGGGAGAUGCUCCAGUUCACUCUUUAGCGGCAGGUUUGUUCUUGCAGACAGAUGAAGUGCAUUAUUUUGAGGAUAUUGGAUAUCAGCAUGAUCUCUACAGACAUUGUCCCUCAAAGGAGAGCGGAUUGGGCUGUAGAUGUGAUUGUCCAGUGGGAACCAACGACAAGAGCAUUGACCAUGACAAAAAUUAUGACACUUGCCUUCCUGUCUGGCUGAAGCACGUCAAAGAGGAUGAAAAAAAGAGAACAAAUUGGAAUGUUUGGUCAUAG
Mucor velutinosus is the source of this 1083-nucleotide messenger RNA. RefSeq lists its product as uncharacterized. The coding region runs from base 1 to 1083 and encodes 360 amino acids. The transcript is spliced from 4 exons. The record is from RefSeq and is a predicted model, not a curated record. Gene Ontology annotation, cellular component: Golgi apparatus; membrane. Lineage: Eukaryota; Fungi; Mucoromycota; Mucoromycetes; Mucorales; Mucoraceae. Gene Ontology annotation, biological process: cell wall mannoprotein biosynthetic process; protein N-linked glycosylation. Gene Ontology annotation, molecular function: alpha-1,2-mannosyltransferase activity.